This is a messenger RNA of Apus apus (common swift), 4188 nucleotides long. It is a transcript of the gene SLC35B4, whose product is annotated as solute carrier family 35 member B4. Gene Ontology annotation, molecular function: UDP-N-acetylglucosamine transmembrane transporter activity; UDP-xylose transmembrane transporter activity. The transcript is spliced from 10 exons. Gene Ontology annotation, biological process: transmembrane transport. The record is from RefSeq and is a predicted model, not a curated record. Bases 95 to 1090 code for a protein of 331 amino acids. NCBI's taxonomy places the organism in Eukaryota, Metazoa, Chordata, Aves, Apodiformes, Apodidae. Gene Ontology annotation, cellular component: Golgi membrane; endoplasmic reticulum membrane.
CCGGCCGCCGGGAGGAAGCGGGGGCGGCGGGAGCGGGGGCCCCGGGAGGCGGGAGAGGGAUGCGGGGGCUUCCCGGGAAGCCGCCUGAAGAGACAUGCACCCGGCGGCGGCGGUGGGGCUGGUGUUCGGCGGCUGCUGCAGCAACGUGGUGUUCCUGGAGCUGCUGGUCAGGCAGAUUCCAGGAUGUGGGAACAUAGUGACAUUCUCCCAGUUCCUGUUCAUUGCCCUGGAAGGCUUUAUCUUCGAAGCCAACUUUGGGAGGAAGAGGCCAGCCAUCCCCAUAAGAUACUACUUCAUCAUGGUGACCAUGUUCUUCACUGUCAGUGUAGUGAAUAACUAUGCCCUGAACUUAAAUAUUGCUAUGCCACUGCACAUGAUCUUCAGAUCAGGCUCUCUCAUUGCAAGCAUGGCUCUAGGCAUCAUCAUUCUGAAGAAAAGGUACAGCAUAUUUAAGUACACCUCCAUAGCCCUGGUGUCCCUGGGGAUCUUCACCUGCACUUUCAUGUCUGCAAAGCAAGUGGCAUCUGACUCCAGCUUAAAUGAAGAGGAUGGACUCCAGGUUUUCUUUUGGUGGCUGCUGGGUAUUGCUGCACUCACCUUUGCCCUCCUGAUGUCUGCCAGGAUGGGGAUUUUCCAGGAGACUCUGUACAAGCAGUUUGGGAAGCACUCCAAAGAGGCCCUUUUUUACAAUCACGCGUUACCACUCCCUGGCUUUCUGCUCCUUGCCCCAGACAUCUACCACCAUGCAGUCCUCUUCAGCCAGUCUGAGCCCUUCCAGGUCCCAGUGAUUGGGCUGACCCUGCCAAUCAUGUGGUUCUACCUCCUCAUGAAUGUCAUCACUCAAUACGUUUGCAUCCGCGGCGUCUUCAUCCUGACCACCGAGUGCACCUCCCUCACCGUCACCCUGGUGGUGACGCUGCGCAAGUUCGUCAGCCUCAUCUUCUCCAUCCUCUACUUCCACAACCCUUUCACAGCCUGGCACUGGUUGGGCACCUCCUUUGUCUUCGUGGGGACUCUGAUGUACACCGAGGUGUGGAACAGCCUGGGGCCCUUCCUGGCCAGCUGGAGGAAGAGGCCCAAGGAGGAGUAACAGCCAGGGACUCUGCAGGGACCUUUCUCUUGCUUGACAGAGCAGAGCAGCAGGGAAUUCCCCCCCCUGGGGGGGGUUGUGUUUUUUAUCCCAGGAGGUGUUGGCUGUGCCAAGCUCCUGGGAAAUGUGGAGCCUCUGCUUGGGAACCUACCUGAGAUGGAUCAUGGAGAGACCCGACGGUUCUUCUUGCAGGAUUGAGUUGUUUUUAUGCAGCCCCUUUUGCUUCCAGCCCCUCCUCCCUUUUUAGUUCUCAAUUGAAUAACCCUUUUUAAAGUGAUAGAAGAGCUGCCCCAGUUCUGGUAGGAGCCCAACUCUGCUGUGGUGCUGUUGUCCACUCCUCCUGGCUCUGAUGAGCUGGACCCUGAGCCUGUUUGGUGUCAUCCUUUCAUGUCCAGGUGGCCAUAGCAGGUGGUUGACCCCCAAGGAGCUGCUGGUUGUUCAGCAGGUUGUUGGUUGCCCUGGAAAUGCCAGGUCUGGCUGUGAACCUGGGUCCUUGAUUGCCUGAUCCUACCACCUGUGCUGGGAGGGUGUUGGAGACACCUGGAACUAGAGCCUUCCAGUCUGCCCAGUAGAUCCCCCCACUGGGGAAUGGCUGAGGGAGCUGAUUCCCAAGCCACUGAGCCCCCAUCAAGAGUAGCAGAGCCCAGCUGGGAGCUUGAGGAAACCAAAAAGGGGUGAUGUUAAGGGGGGGGACAGAAAGUGUCACCUUCUCAGGGAGAUGGUGAAGUGCUGUUGAGGCUUCACUCAGUCCUCAGGUGUUGCCCUGAUGCUUCACCAGCUGGAGGAUCUCCUGGGUUCCUCCUGCUUCUGUUGGGUCCUCAGUGCAGGUCACUUUUCAGUCGCUUCCUACUUCUUCCCUUGUCCCAGGGGUGCUCAGUGGGCUUGCAAGAAACUGCAGAGCCCCCACCAUGCCUGUGGGCCCCCCAGAUCCAACCCAACCUCAGGGUUCCAAUGAUGCCAAGAAGCUGAAGGGCCAGUACAGCUGAGCUUGUCCUGCUGGGGUGGAGUUGGUUUUCCUGUCUCUUCACCCAGUUCUCCUCUUUUCUCCUCUCUCCCCUCUUUGGGCAUCAGCUUCCCUGGUGGCAUUUCUGUGCACCAUGGCAGCAUCCAGCUGGCACAGGGCUGGUGUCCCUUGGUGUCACCUCUCAGGUGGGGCAGGGCUGGGCUGCAGGAGCUUGGGGGGGGGUGUGUGUCCUCGUGCACACAGGGAAGGUGUCACCCAACAAGGUGAGGAGCAGCAGCCACAGCUCUUCUAGGAGCUGCUCAGCACUGGGCAGAGCGAGGGUCAGCACCUGGAGCUUCAUCUUGGUCUUGGAGCAGCAGAACCAAGUGCUUGGACCUUGCCUUGUCCUGCCUCAGUUUCCUUGGAGCACCUGGUUCUCCUCAUCGUGGUACCAUCCCUGUUCAGCCUGUGGGAACUGGAGCAAUAUCAGCCUGAGUCACAUCAAGCUUGGCCAAGUGAGGACUCUGUUCCAUCACUCCUCCCACCCAACCUCCCAAAGGUUUCCAGCCUUGGUGUUUGUAGCCCCGCCAACCUUCAACCUGGUCUGGGGGGCUUCACCCUGAGGGCAGCCAAGCACCACCUGGCUGCUCAGUCACUGUCCCUCAUGGUGGGAAGAGCUAAAGCAAGAAAACUUGGGGGUAAAGAGGGUUUAAUAAGCAAAAGAAAGAGGAAGAGGGGGAGAAAACCCCACAAGGAAUGCAAAGACAACCCCUCACAGCCACCCCCCGUUAGACCUGUGUCCCAGCCAGUGGCCACCUUCCCACACCCUCCUCCUCUGCUUUCAUUGCUGGUUUGUACCUGGAUCAGUUCUCUUGGGUUUGUCCUUUCCCAGCUUCUUGCCCACCCGUGGCUUAGUCACUGGUGGGGGCAGAGGGAGGCAAAAGGGACACGUUCAAGGGCUGCAGCACAGGGGGGGGGUGCUCAACAAAGCCACAAAUCCAAAGCCCAGCACCAUCCCCUCCACCAUGGAAGAUGGGAACUCCAUCCCAACCAGAGCUAGGACCAUCCUGACAGGCCCUGCAGCUCCCUCCAUCCUCAGGGUUUUCCUCUUCUGGUUUUGAUUUUUGUCUUCAGCCUAAAACUCCUCUGGUGGUUUGAGUGUCAGGCAGGAGAUGUUUGCAAGGCUUGUGUAGAGCUGGUGAUUGUUUCACCUCCUGCAGGUCAGCUCUGGCUUCCAGCUCUUUGUGCAGGCUCUAGGAAGGACCCAGGGGGAUGCAAAAACCUUCACCCCUCAUCUUCAUCCUCAAGAGAUUUGUACACAGAGCUUCAGCUGAGACAGGGAGGUAGGGGAGGACGACACAGAUUCAGUGCAGGAGCAGCAGGGCCACUUGGGGUUCUUCAGAGCUUGGCACAGGGGUGUGACACCAGGCUGAGGGCAGGAGCUGCAUUCAGGGUUGGGCAGGAGGAGCUGCAGGUCCUUUGAGGGGGCUCUGGGGGUGGCUGCUCUACCCUUGGGUAGGAGUUGAGCAGGUGCCUGAGGGGUGGCACAGCCUGUACACAGCCCCCUGCUUCAUUCCUCUCAAGGACCUUGCACGUUGUCUCCAGCUCCCAUGAGAUGCUGGUUGGUUUGGGGACCUUGGGCUUUCUCUUUGUUUUAACCACGUGCUGUCCUGGGGCUUCACUCAAACCAGGUGUCAACACUGGGUCAUUACUGGUGGUGUUGGGGGGGGGGAUUUUUAAUUCUUUUUUUUUAACUUAGUGUGAUUUCUGACUUGCUGAAUAUUUGCAGCUCUUGAGGUGUCAACAAAAGUAGCAACGAUUCCCUUCCUGCUGUAGGAGAUCAGGGGAGCUUGUCCUUUUAGGAGAUGAAGGAAAGGUCCAGGCAGACCCCAUGAGCCAAAACUAGUGUUUGCAUCCAGGUUCUCCCACCCCAAAAUGGGGCUCCUGAUUUAUUUUUCACCUUUGCUGUAGAAAUAAUAGCACAGAGUUUUUAGCAGAGGCUGGAGAAGCGGGUGAACCAAAGCACUUUUUGAUCAAAACCUUCUGGAUUCAGCAGAUUUUUGGGCCUGGCUGGUUGGGUUUAGGGGUUGGGUUUUUCUGGUUGGGUUGUUUUUGUUUUGUUUUUAAACAAUCAAAAUAAAUGCGUGUCCAAGUG